AGCUUCGAGGCAAUGAUGACAGCUAAUUCGAAAACUAGAACUCUAAAUGUUUUGAGCAUGCGCGGAACAGAUACAUCUCAUAGGCCUCGGACUCAUAUGUAUUCAACAAAGGUCGUACAUUUGACGACAGAAAUGGACUGCGAGAAAUUGCCUGAUGGCUUUAGGUUUCCUGCAAUGUUGAAACUAGAUAACGGCGCGGGUUCAAUUGGUGCUUGUGUUGUUGAAAACAGAAUUGAAUUAAAGAAGAAAUUCGGUCAGAUAACCAGCACACUUCGGAAUGAUUCAGACUUUCCCGGAAUUGGGCUAACUCAUGGCAAUUCGAUGAUGACAAUGGAGUUUUUUCGGCGGAACUGAGCAUAAUAUUGAUGUUAUCAUAUAUGAUAGCAAGCUUAUUGCUGCUUUUAUCACAGACGGUGGUGUGGCCAGACGACCCUAUU
Mercenaria mercenaria is the source of this 437-nucleotide messenger RNA. Its product is annotated as carnosine synthase 1-like. The record is from RefSeq and is a predicted model, not a curated record. Gene Ontology annotation, biological process: carnosine biosynthetic process. The transcript is spliced from 2 exons. NCBI's taxonomy places the organism in Eukaryota, Metazoa, Mollusca, Bivalvia, Venerida, Veneridae. Gene Ontology annotation, molecular function: carnosine synthase activity; ATP hydrolysis activity. Bases 13 to 354 code for a protein of 113 amino acids.